This is a messenger RNA of Ilyonectria robusta, 1005 nucleotides long. Its product is annotated as nucleotide-diphospho-sugar transferase. The record is from RefSeq and is a predicted model, not a curated record. The coding region runs from base 1 to 1005 and encodes 334 amino acids. NCBI's taxonomy places the organism in Eukaryota, Fungi, Ascomycota, Sordariomycetes, Hypocreales, Nectriaceae. Gene Ontology annotation, molecular function: glycosyltransferase activity. The transcript is spliced from 3 exons.
AUGAUCGUACUGAGUAGUUUGUGGCUCGGAUAUCGCAACAAUGUCCUAAAUCCGGACACUCUGUUGGGAAACAGCACUUUUCUGGGUUCGUGGCCUGGUUUUAGGCCCUCGUGGACCACUGAACAGCUCGAGCCUCGCUUCGCCUACGCGCAGUAUGCAACGGACCUCGACUACCUGUGCAAUUGUGCCAUAAAUUUUGCGCGUUUGAAUAUGUUUGGUGCGACGUACGAUAAGGUCUUGAUCUUUCCAGAGGAUUGGUCGUCUGGUUCCUCAAAGGAAGCAAUCGCGAUGCGCAAGUUCCAUUCGGAUUACCCAGAUGUAGAACUACGCCCUUUCGGCCUUCUCUCGACCGCCAAGGGCGACGCAACGUGGCGGAACAGCCUCACCAAAUUCCACGCCUUUGCGCUUACCGAUUACACGCGAGUUCUGGCAUUCGACUCGGAUUCGCUGGUGAUGCAAAGUAUGGAUCAUUACUUCCUUGCCCCUCUUGCACCCGUCGCAGUCCCUCGCGCAUACUGGCUUAAUGACGACGACGCUGCGGUUGGAAAGCAACUAGUUGGGUCGCAUAUCAUGCUUAUCGAGCCGAACCAGGACCGGUACAAGCAAAUUAUUGACGAGGCGCUGGCGUCGGGUGAUUUCGACAUGGAAAUCGUCAACCGCAUGUUCGGACGGUCAGCCAUGAUCCUCCCACACCGACGGCUGGCUAUGCUUUCGGGAGAGCUGCGCGCUACAAACCACAGCAAGUAUCUUGCGCCGGAUGUAGGAGAGGAGUGGAACGCGAUGGGGGAGAUCUCAAGGGCGUAUCUCGUCCACUUCAGCGAUUGGCCGUUGCCGAAGCCGUGGAAGCACCGCACCCAGAAGCAGUGGGAGGCCGCGUUGCCUAUUUGCCGCGACGAUGAUGUUGAGACUGAAGACAAGCCGCGGUGUGCAGACCGGUUUAUGUGGUCUGGCUUGUACCAGGAUUAUGAUGAUGGGAAGGAGAGACAUUGUAAAUUCAGAGGUUGA